Molecule: messenger RNA, 1269 nt
Organism: Neopsephotus bourkii (Bourke's parrot)
Lineage: Eukaryota; Metazoa; Chordata; Aves; Psittaciformes; Psittacidae
Gene: MORN4
Product: MORN repeat containing 4
Exons: 4
Coding region: 229-771 (180 amino acids)
Source: RefSeq, a predicted model, not a curated record
UGGAUGCAUCCAACUCCUGCCACGCUGCUCUGCUGCCACUCGCUCACAUUUCACUGGGCUGUGACCCCCGUGGGUUCACAUCGCCCUGAGCCCUGCCGUGGGGCAGACAGCAACCCGAACCCGGCGGCUGGGGUUUCAGAGGCAGCGCAGGGUGGCUGUGUCCUGGGGUCACCUCCUCAUCUGUGGUCUGCCCCGCGGCACAAACGUGCCUCUCUGUGAGCCGAGGGGAUGCAGGGGGUCUGCGUAAACCGGCCUCCUCCCCCUGCCCAGCAGCCACCCUCUGCACCUCUCCCUGCCAGCUCUUGCCGUGCGCUGCCAGAGGCCGUCACCAUGACCCUCACCAAAGGCUCCUUCACCUACUCCAACGGGGAGGAGUACCGCGGCGAGUGGAAGGAAGGUCGCAGGCACGGUGUUGGGCAGCUGACGUUUGCCGAUGGCACCGCUUACGUGGGGCACUUUGAGAACGGGCUGUUCCACGGCUGCGGCGUGCUCACCUUCUCUGACGGCUCCAGGUACGAGGGGGAGUUUGUGCAGGGCAAGUUCAACGGCGUCGGCGUCUUCACCCGCUGCGACAACAUGACUUUUGAGGGAGAGUUCAAAGGCGGGCGGGUGUAUGGCUUCGGUCUCCUGACCUUCCCCGAUGGCUCCCACGGGGUGCCCCGCAAUGAGGGUUUCUUUGAGAACAACAAGCUGCUGCGGAGGGAGAAGUGCCCGGCUGUCAUCCAGAGGGCCCAGGGUGCCUCCAAGUCUGCCCACAACCUGACAGCGUGAUGGUGCCCCACAUCCCCUCCCACUGCAGAGGGGCAUCCGCUGGCCCUGCUGUCCCCAGAGCAGGGAUGUGGCACUGCCGGGUGCCCCCUUGCCCUCUGUCUCUACCAAGCCCCCCUGCCGAACCCCCGUGGCUGGGGGGGAACCCUCCACCCAAGUGCCCCAGGGCAGCCGUGGUGCCUUCUCUCUCUGGCUAUAGCCCUGGCACCUGCUGGAGCAGCACGGGGACAGGGUAGCCUGGGCCGGGCUGCUCUGCCCCCAGGAAGACUGUGGAGCACUGGGGCUGCUGGCCUGCUGCAGAGGAUGGAGCAGGGGUGGAGGGGCUGAGCCCUGACCCCACUGCCAGGGUGCCUUGGCUGGGAGCUGCUAGCUGGACCACGUGCUCAGAGAGAGGCAGCUCCUGGUCCACUUCACUACCCUGGUUUUGAGGCAGGGUGGGCACCAUGUGGCCUGUGCCCAUUCUAGGUGACUGGCCAUCCUCCACUUGCCUGGGCAGGGUGA